CUCGAGCCUUCUCAGCGCUCCCCCUCGACUUCUCCGGACCAUCUCGCUUCUGUACAAUAUUGUUUUAUCGUUCUCGGCUUCAGGCCGCGUGUUUUACCGAUAAUUCCUUCGAACCGUUGACACUCUUUUUACGCCUGUCUUUCGCCGCUGCCUAUCCUCCCCGCACCGCUACCGUCGAAUGCAACAUACGCAAUGAUCCUGCCCCCUUUAUAACCACGUCGCGCAUCAUUUUCUGUCCUUCCACCCACACGACGGUUGAAGUUCUGUACCUGUGAUGGCCACAUUGGCCAUGUCGGAACCCUCGUCGCCGUCCUGGCCGAAGCGCCGGCCCAGGGCUUGGGCUAUGCGCUGCGAACGAUACUGUUGCAUGGCCGCGACUUACUUCCCGUUAGCAUUCGUCUAUAGCUUGACAACAUGGGCUGUGUAUGUCGAGGCUAGCGUUGGUUUGAAACCUACGAGUAGUCCCUGGAUCGGACUGCCAACCUCGAUCCUUGGAGUCGUCCUCUACCUUGGCCUUAAUAUAUCCUAUACGACCGCCGUCUUUACCGAUCCCGGUUCGCCCCUUGGAAAUAGCGCACGCGGCAAUGACCGACAUCAGUACAGCGCGCUACCGAUCACCGAGAUGCCCGAGUAUACAUCCUUCACUGUGAACUCCUCGGGAGGAUCACGGUUCUGCAAGAAAUGCCAGUGCCCGAAACCUGACCGGGCGCAUCACUGCUCAACGUGUAAACGCUGCGUAUUGAAGAUGGACCAUCACUGCCCGUGGCUGGCGACCUGUGUCGGAUUGCACAACUACAAGGCCUUCCUCCUUUUUCUGAUUUAUACGUCGCUGUUUUGCUGGGUGGAUUUUGGUGUGUCGGCUCUCUGGAUUUGGACGGAGGUGUUCAAUAACACUCAAUAUAUGGAUGGCAUUCUCCCAGUGAAUGUCGUGUUGCUGUCUAUUCUCGGUGGUAUUAUUGGGUUGGUUUUGACGGGUUUCACGGCUUGGCAUAUCAGCCUUGCUGUUCGUGGUAUGACUACGAUAGAAUGUCUAGAGAAAACCCGGUAUGUCUCGCCGCUGCGGAAAGCGCUGGACCGCCACCGUUACGAGAGCCUACUUGGCAACAGUGAUGCUCGGAAUGGCGACGAAAACCAAGACAGUCUCGGCGGUCGGCUGCAGGGAUACGGAAACCGGAUCCUGGAUGCGCACGCAAAUGCUAUACCCGGCGUGACCCGCCCAGAAGAAGGCGAGGAGUCAACACUUGGAUCGGAGAACAUGACACCCGCGCAACAAGCCCUAUCCCGCUCAUACGCCGAUCUAGAACGACAACGCGAGCACGACCGGUACGAAGACUACCUAGCGGAACUUGAUAACGAAAAGAUGCCGAACGCGUUCGAUCUGGGCUGGAAGCGGAAUUUCCUGCAUCUCUUCGGCGACAGGCCUCUAUAUUGGCUACUGCCUAAACCCACAACAACAGGGAACGGGUGGGACUGGGAGCCAAGCCCGAAGUUUCUAGAGGCGCAAGAGCGGGUACGUCUGCGCCGCGAGCAAGCGGCUGAAGAACAACGACAGCAUGAUCGGGAUCUCUACCUGCGAAACAUCAACAAUGGUCGCAGUUGGCUGGGCACGGAUAUUCCACAGCCGCAGGGACGCACACCGGACCAGUAUUUGGCUAGUGCCAGUGAUCCGGACCGGCCCACUACAGGAGUCUCGAUGAAGACACUCCCGCCAAUGUCUCCGCGGCCGCGGCCGGGUGAAGGCAGUUAUGGAGAUGACCUUGAUGAGGAGGGGUUUACCCUCACACCUAGCCAGGGCAAAGGAGCGGGGAAUACAGGUUCACGGGAUGAUGACUGGCGGGACUGGGAAUAAGUAUUUGUAUGUUGUAAGCGGGCGUCCGGAAUUGUACUUUUUUCUGUAUCCAUAGGAUUGUUCUAGUCGGAGUUAUCAAUCAGUUCAUAGAUUUGUUUGUGCCUAAAAUAUCAGGCACAUAUUGAGGUAUUCGCAAUCCGAUUCCGCCAGCUUGCAUUAACUCUCCC
This is a messenger RNA of Aspergillus versicolor CBS 583.65, 2016 nucleotides long. RefSeq names its product DHHC family palmitoyltransferase. The record is from RefSeq and is a predicted model, not a curated record. Gene Ontology annotation, cellular component: Golgi apparatus; endoplasmic reticulum. The transcript is spliced from 2 exons. Gene Ontology annotation, molecular function: protein-cysteine S-palmitoyltransferase activity. NCBI's taxonomy places the organism in Eukaryota, Fungi, Ascomycota, Eurotiomycetes, Eurotiales, Aspergillaceae. Gene Ontology annotation, biological process: protein targeting to membrane; peptidyl-L-cysteine S-palmitoylation. The coding region runs from base 275 to 1849 and encodes 524 amino acids.